AUGGCUACCUUAAAACCACCCCCAGCACAACAUCGCUCCUCAUCUUCCUCACACACAUCAACUGGCCCACCAAAAGCCCCUUUAAAAGCCGACCCCUCCUCUACAAUCGCCGACACAGCGGUCUUCCAGGGAACUUACCCCGUAACCAUAGGCGCAAACACAAUAAUCCAUCCCCGAGCGCGAUUCUACGCGUACGAAGGUCCAAUCUACAUCGGAGAUGGGUGCAUAAUCAGCGAAAAGGCCACAAUAGGCGCAGCACCAACUAAAUCCCGCUCACGCUCACGCUCGCCAUCCCCAUCCCCAUCGUCAUCAACAUCACCAUCACCUUCACAGAGCGGCGAGAGCACACCGACAGAAAGCCAAAACCAACCCACACAAGAACUCACAACAAGACUCUCCUAUUUCGUUAUAAUAGGUCCACAAACUACAGUUCUACCUGGGGCGCAUAUACAUUCCUCUACGCAUGUUGAGGCUUUAUGUAUAAUACACCGACGCGCGGAUGUUGGGUCCCAUGUUAAAAUUUGUUCUGGGUGCGAGGUUCCGGAGUCUGGGAGCGUGCCGGAGUGGAUGGUUGUUUGGGGUUCUGGGCUCGGUCAGAGACGGAGACGAGUGAAGGAGGCCAAGAUGCCUGGUUUGGCUGUUUUGGUUGCGAGUCAGGUUGCGUUGAAUCCUGUGCCUGGGGCUGCGCCGGAGGGGAAGGUCAUUGAGGAUGCGAGAUUGAUGGUUUUGCAGAAGGAGAGAGAGGCGCUUGCGAGGAUGAUUGUGCCUGCUGGUGUGGUGAGGAAGAAGUAA
Messenger RNA from Penicillium angulare, 792 nucleotides. RefSeq names its product transferase hexapeptide domain protein. Bases 1 to 792 code for a protein of 263 amino acids. Gene Ontology annotation, biological process: mitotic spindle organization. Gene Ontology annotation, cellular component: dynactin complex. The record is from RefSeq and is a predicted model, not a curated record. The transcript has a single exon. Gene Ontology annotation, molecular function: dynein complex binding. Lineage: Eukaryota; Fungi; Ascomycota; Eurotiomycetes; Eurotiales; Aspergillaceae.